CUUUGCUUCCUUGUCAGCCCAAUAAUUCUAUGUCUUGUCCUUUACUAGGUAGCUAAGUCUUUGAAGAUUUAAGUGGUGUUUCAUAUUGGUCACCUACAAAGAGGACAAAGGACACUUUAUAGAAGAAAAUCUGUAAGACAGUAAAACAGAUAUGUAUAUACAAAAUACCAUAUUUUGGCCUUAGUAACUCAUCCUCUAAAUUCAGCGAAGUAGUGCUUCAUGGUAUGAGAUUUUACUUAAAAAAAAAAAAGCAGAGAUGUGGAUAAAUACACAAUGAAAACAGCACUGAAGAGCACCAUCAGCCUCCAAACCAAAACUGUAGUUGUGAAAGUUUUGUCUUCUGUGUACAUGGAUGGAAAUAAGUGUUUGCAAGAUCAACACCUUAAGUGGGUACUACAGGAGGUAACAGCAGAGCAGGAAAGUCAGAUUGAAAAAAAGGGAAAAAGAUGUUGCCCAGUUUUACACUUUUAACAGCUAUGACUUCUCAGAUGAGAGAGAUAUUCAAGUUUUGCUUUUGCUAGGCUGAUGAUACCUAUAAAAUACAUAGGGGAGGUUAAAUUAAAUGCAAGCUUUAAUUUCAUGGGUUAGGGAAUUGGUCAGUGAAAUAAUUCACUGAGAAAACACUAGAGCAUUCUUCAGGAAUUUACUUUGGGAAUGUAGUAUGCUUCAGUCAUUGGAAAGAACUUCCCAUUGAAUGGUGGUAUUUUAAAAAUCCUUAAAGAAUUGCAUAGCUUGAAAAAGAGACUAUUUAUUUUAAUUUUGUAUGGCUUUGUUAAUAUAUACCUUUAUUAUUAUCGUAGCGUGGCCAGUUCUAAUGUCAUUUCUUUACAGCUUAUUCCAACAUUUUGAUAAAGAGUGCAAAGAUCUUUUUUGGAAGAUGCAUCGUGAAAUACAAAAAAUGAGGGAAAUUGCCCUUGUUUACCUUGACAGAAGUGGUGGCCUUCAGAAAUUCGUGCACGAUUGCAAAAAAUAUAAUGACUCAAAACAAAGUUACGCUGUUUAUCGUUUCAUUAUUUCAAUAAAUCCUUCUGAUAUUGCUGAAUUAGAUGCAACUCUUGGAAACUACAUUCUUCAUAAUCCCAUACAAGCUGCACAGAUUUUUCAAACAGUGUGUUUCAUAGCUAUUAAGACAUUAUCAUUAAUUGAACAAUUGCAGACAGAGGCCCAGAUUAGUAUACUGCUGAAACCAACACAUUUGCCACCUUUACCAAGUUAUGUUCUGAGUCUUUCUGCGUUUCCCUUUAAUUAUACAUCUCAAAGAUUUUAUAUGUCUGAAGGAAUAGCGAUUGCAAUGGGAACUGUAACAAAAUAUACACAAGGAGCAAGAUUUCUUUGUACUGAGGAAACCUGUCCAUUUUCUGAAGGAUUUAGGUACAUAAGAGUACAUCUGCCUGGAGCUACAGAAUCUGCCACAGUGAGGAAUGAUUUUGUGUGUAGUUUGUGUUCUUCACCACUGCAGGAAGACAUUAAAUUUAGAGUAAUUGGUGAUAAACAAAUAGUUGAAAUGAUUGAUGCAAAAGUUCUUAAUGCUUUGAAAGGAUAUUCCAAUGAUAAAUCACAUUUUAGGAUUCAGACAUUUACAGUUUUCUUGAGAGAUGAACUAGCCAAUAAAAUGAAAAUAGGAAACCACUACAAGAUUAUAGGAGUUCCAGCUUGUGUACAAAAUGGCUUACAAGCUACAGCGUGUAUAGAAGUCAAUAGUGUACAGCUCUGUAAACCAAAUGGUCCUUCUUUUGUCAGUGACAAUUUUAAGUAUCUGCUCUUACUGACUUCAAGUUCAUGCUGGAGGUUUACGGCCAUCCUUGCCAAUAUCUUUGCUUCUCAAGUUGUUCCACCAGGCACUUACAAUACUCUUAAACUCGCAAUAUUGCUGAGUCUAGUACAGACAUGUGAAAAAGAAAAUGCAGAUUAUCUGGAUCUGUUGAUUGUGACAAGCGACAAGCUAGUAAUUGAUAGGCUUCUGAAUUACAGCGUAUGUCUUCUGCCUCGUGGCAUACGACACCCACCUUCUAGUGAAAUUUUUCCUUCUGUGUCCAAAGAUAAACACGGAACUGGAACUGCUAGUAUUCAAGCGUGCAGCGCUGUGCUGGCUAAGGGUGGUAUCUGUUACAUAGGAGACUUAUCUUCAUAUAAAAAGGAUAAACUUGAACUUCUACAGUCUGCGUUAGAGAGCAGAACAACAACAGUAUUCAUUCCUGGGAAGAAGUAUGGAGAAGAAGCUGACCAACAAGUUACUAUUUCAGUUCAGACCAAUUUUUGGUCUUUUGUAGAUGUGGAUUCUUCCCCAAAGAAACAUAUACAAAAGGAUAACUUUUUAAUUGGCCAGAUGGAUGUGAGUUUGAUUCCACCUAACCUUCUAGAUAGUUUUGGGCUUUUGAUAUACAGUGAGUUUCCUUCAUGCCAACUAUCUUCUUCUCUUGUACAUCAUAUCUUGGAAAAAGCCAUUAAUCCUGAAGUCAUGCUGUACAAAGUCUCACAGCAGUUCAGAAUGCAGGAUUAUGAAGAGUUUAUUUUCUUUGCUAGGAAUCUUCAUGUUGAACUGAGUUCAGAAGCAGAAAACCUCAUUCAGGGCUACUAUCUUGCAAGUCGCAGAGUGAGAAGAGAUUCUUUUCAUGGGUCAACAUUAUCACCAUCUGCACUAAAAAUUCUGAUUUCACUGUCUAAGGCUCAUACUAAACUAAGUUUAAGAAAGAAAGUACUUGAGGAAGAUGCAUUGAUUGCCAUCUUGUUACUUGAAUCAUCUCUUACUCUAAAACACGGCAAGUCUGCAUUAUGCGUAGCACCAAAUCCUGUAUUUCCAUUUGACCUCAGUGAUGAAAACUCCCUGCAACAGAGAGAUAGUUACCUCAUGCAAUGUCAUGAUCAACUGCUGAAGUUUAUUGGUGCAUAUGGCCCAGGAAUUCACGUUAACACUAAUGAAGAGUGA
Molecule: messenger RNA, 2926 nt
Organism: Harpia harpyja (harpy eagle)
Lineage: Eukaryota; Metazoa; Chordata; Aves; Accipitriformes; Accipitridae
Gene: MCMDC2
Product: minichromosome maintenance domain containing 2
Exons: 14
Coding region: 764-2926 (720 amino acids)
Biological process (GO): double-strand break repair via break-induced replication
Molecular function (GO): DNA binding; ATP binding; single-stranded DNA helicase activity
Source: RefSeq, a predicted model, not a curated record